Ilex paraguariensis (yerba mate) is the source of this 408-nucleotide messenger RNA. The record is from the annotation of a GenBank genome assembly. Lineage: Eukaryota; Viridiplantae; Streptophyta; Magnoliopsida; Aquifoliales; Aquifoliaceae.
AUGGGCCUAACUACUCUUUGUUACUGUAUUUUUUGCCUUAUAUUUCUAACAGCAGGUGAAUUGCAGCAAACACUGGAAGCAUUUGUCGCAAUAGCAGCAGUGAGCCAGUUUCUGUAUCUGGUGCUUUUGCAUUCUGGCAUGUUCAACAGCAGAUAUGGACCAGCCUACCGCAGCUAUGACUAUGAGGCUCCAGGCGACACUGGUAUGGCACAUGAACCCGGGAGGUCGGGCACUGCAGCUGAAUAUGAAACUAUAACAAAUGAACCUGCGAGGUUUGGCAUUGCAUCUGAAUAUGAAGCCACUGGAAUGACACAUGAACCUGAUGAGAGGUUUGACGCUGAAUAUGAAGCCACAGGCAUAACACAUGAACCUGAUAGUUCUGGUACUGCAGCUGUAGUCUACAAGUAG